Messenger RNA from Physcomitrium patens, 573 nucleotides. RefSeq lists its product as uncharacterized. The record is from RefSeq and is a predicted model, not a curated record. NCBI's taxonomy places the organism in Eukaryota, Viridiplantae, Streptophyta, Bryopsida, Funariales, Funariaceae.
AUGUCGAUUGUGCUCGAAGCUGCCGUUUUUCAUGACCUUUGGUUUUGGCACGCUUUCUUUGGCAUGCCCAGUCGCAUGAACGACAUCAACGUUCUUCAGCGGUCCCCAUUGCUGCAUUCUAUUAUCACAGGCAAGAUGCCAUCAGUCAAUUACGUGGUCAACGGAAGUCCAUACUCCAUGCCCUAUUGGUUAGCUGAUGGAAUCUAUCCAAACUGGCCGAUUUUCAUGAAAUCCAUUCCCUAUACUCAAGGAGCCGUAAGGAAACAUUUUGCAAUGGUGCAAGAAGCGUGCCGUAAAGAUGUCGAACAAGCUUUCGGUGUCUUACAAAAGCGAUUUGCCAUUGUUAGGAACUCAGCCCGUAGUUGGUAUCAAGAGAAACUGUCCUCAAUCAUGAGGGCCUGCAUUAUAUUACACAACAUGAUUGUUGAAGAUGAAAGGUACUCUCCGGAUUUUGCCUCAGACCAAGAGUUUGAGACAGGCGAGAUUCGUCCGGUUCGCCGAUGCCGUUGCCAUCGAAGGAUAGUGCAACCAAUUGAGAUCUAUCGUACUGCCAUUGAAGAUCUGCCCGCAUAG